Molecule: messenger RNA, 1176 nt
Organism: Suillus discolor
Lineage: Eukaryota; Fungi; Basidiomycota; Agaricomycetes; Boletales; Suillaceae
Product: CRAL TRIO domain-containing protein
Exons: 9
Coding region: 75-1013 (312 amino acids)
Molecular function (GO): phosphatidylinositol transfer activity
Source: RefSeq, a predicted model, not a curated record
UGUAGGUCCACGUGUGGCAGCAGGCAGCCACGGUUGUCUGUUCACUUUCUUUCACUGAGCUUUCAUUUCGCACCAUGGUCAAAGCUAUCUUCACUGCCCCAGAGCAAGGUACCGUCGUGCAGCCUAUAUACCAGUACUCCGACGAGCAACAAGCCCAUAUAAAGGCAUUACGUGAGUAUGCAGAUACCCUGCUUCUGGACCCAUCAGACCCGUACCAUAACUGGGAGCUGCGAUGGUUAAACAAGCCAGAUACCAUGCCUCGGUACAUGCGCGCGGCAAAAUGGAAACUCCCUGAUGCGAAGCGUAGAAUAGAGGGAACCAUCAAAUGGAGGAGGGAAUUCCAACCAGAGCUAAUCAAACCUGAUGAUGUGAAGAUAGAAGCCGGGACAGGGAAGAUCAUCUUAAAUGGGUUCGAUAAAGAUGGCAGGCCCAUAAUCUACAUGCGCCCUGGUCGCGAAAAUACCGAAACCAGUCCUAGGCAGUUAAGACACCUCGUUUGGUGGUUAGAACGUGCAAAGGAUUUGAUGCCCCCAGGACAAGAGUCACUGGUUAUCAUCGUAGAUUAUAAAUCCACGACGCUUCGCACCAACCCUUCGAUAUCCGUUGCCAGUAAAGUACUUACGAUCCUUCAGCAACACUACGUAGAAACUCUCGGCAUUUCGCCAUUCUUGGAUCCUGUCACACGGGACAAGAUGAGGUUUAAUCCUGAUCUUCUUGAACUGAUUCCAAAGUCUCAGCUGGACUCUGAAUUUGGGGGUGAUUUUGACUUCGAGUUCGAUCACGAGACAUACUGGAAAGAAAUCGUCGAUUUCUGCGGCAUUGCUGAAGACGGCACCCGCUUAGAAGGCUAUUUCGACGGACCAAAGAAUAUUCAUGGAGAACUGCCUUCACAACAUUCCGAUACUGCAUCACCCACUUCCACCUCGUCCACCACUGCGUCUGUUACGUCCGCUAGCGAGAUUGUUUCACCCGAAAUGGUACCCGCUGCCCCAGAGUUAACGGAGUCAUUGUAGAUCACUCAGGGAUAUUUUUUGAUGAUUGUACACUAUACACAGCACUGUAAUUCAACAUAGCAGCGCAGCGCCUAUAUAACAUGGUCUUCGAACCCUUGCUACAGAUAUUCUGUGCCUUGUAAUAGCAUAUUGUAUUUAUUCCAUUGCUCAGCGCUCAGUUACC